Messenger RNA from Myotis brandtii (Brandt's bat), 3463 nucleotides. RefSeq names its product MER proto-oncogene, tyrosine kinase (gene MERTK). Gene Ontology annotation, molecular function: ATP binding; protein binding; transmembrane receptor protein tyrosine kinase activity. Gene Ontology annotation, biological process: cell surface receptor protein tyrosine kinase signaling pathway; cell migration; phagocytosis. The transcript is spliced from 19 exons. Gene Ontology annotation, cellular component: signaling receptor complex. The record is from RefSeq and is a predicted model, not a curated record. The coding region runs from base 27 to 3149 and encodes 1040 amino acids. Lineage: Eukaryota; Metazoa; Chordata; Mammalia; Chiroptera; Vespertilionidae.
AGAAUUUCCAGACCCGCGGCCCGGGGAUGGGGCGGGCCCGGCUGCUGCUGCUGCUGCCGCUGCCGCUGUCUUGGCUCUUCGUCCCUGGGCUUCCCAGAAGGACUCUCGCUGAGGUGAGGGAAGAAACCACGCCCCGUCUGCCCUUCCCCAUCGGCCUGGAUGACCUUGUGCCAUCCUCCUCUCCUCUCUCCCUUGGGGCCCAGCCCUCGGUGGUGGUGUCACCAACCGCACCCCGAAGACUCCGCAGAGGAAGUGCAGCCCUUCCCAGCGUGCCGUCGGCCAGGUCCAAGCGCCUGCCGCCUCUUGCGUUUAAUCACACGGUUGGCCACAUAAAGCCAUCUGAACACAAUGACGUGAAGUUCAAUUGCUCCAUCAGCAUACCUAACACGUACCAGGACACCCAUAUUUCUUGGUGGAAAGAUGGGAAGGAACUGCUUGGGGCACAUCAUGCGGUUACGCACUUUUACCCCGACGAUGAAGUUACAGCAGUGAUCGCAUCCUUCAGCAUAAUGAGGGUGCAGCGGUCAGACAGUGGGGCGUACACCUGUAAGACGAACAUAAACAAUGAAGAGAUCGUGUCUGACCCCAUCUACGUCGAGGUACAAGGACUUCCUUACUUCACCAGGGAGCCCGAGAGCAUGAACGUCACCAGAAACACCGCCUUCAACCUCACCUGUCAGGCUGUGGGCCCGCCGGAGCCCGUCGGCAUUGUCUGGUUUCAAAACAGCCGCCGUGUGAGUGAGCAGCCAGAAAGAUCCCCGUCUGUGCUGACUGUCCCUGGUCUGACCGAGACGGCGUUCUUCAGCUGUGAAGCCCACAAUGACAAGGGCCUGGCUGUGUCCAAGGGCAUUCAGGUCAACAUCAAAGUCCUUCCCUCCCCACCAGCUGAAGUCAGCAUCCACAACAGGAGCUCACACGGUGUCCUGAUCUCCUGGGUCCCGGGCUUUGAUGGCUACUCCCCGUUCAGCAUCUGCAACAUUCAGGUCAAGGAAGUGGAUCCUCUGAGUAAUGGCUCCGUCAUGAAUUUUAACACCUCUGCUUCUCCACCUCUGUAUCAAGUCGAGCAGCUGCGAGCUCUGGCUAACUACAGCAUCAGCGUGUCCUGCAGGAAUGAGAUUGGCUGGUCCGCCCGGAGCCCUUGGAUCCUGGCCAGCACGUCUGAAAAAGUGAUCCUGCUGGUCGCCCCACACACAGAAGGCGACCUGCGGUGGGGGCAGGGCUGGCGAGCAGGCAGAACAGCCAACCUGUGUCCCUGUGUUCCUGUGUCACUGCCCUUUUGUUCCAUUGGCUGUGGCCUGAGCAAGGAUGGACGCUGUGGAAUCAUGGCCACUGGCCCCUGGGAUGUGGUGGGAGGACUCCCUCAGGAGGAACUGUGGCAGAGCAGGCCACGUGCCCUGGGCAGCUUAGUGUUUCAUUUCCUUUACUUCCUUGUCUGUCCCCAGGAAGAGCUGUCUGAGGAAGUCGGCCAGGAUGGCAGCCAUGUUCAGAUCCCCGUUCACGUCCACAAUGCCACAUGCACAGUGAGGAUCGCCGCCGUCACCACAGGAGGGGCCGGGCCUUUCAGUGACCCCGUGAAAAUAUUCGUCCCUGCACACGGUUGGGUAGAUCUGGCCCCCUCGUCAGCUCCAACACCUGGCAGUACAGACCCCGUGCUCAUCGUCCUCGGCUGCUUCUGCGGAUUUAUUCUGAUUGGGCUGGUUUUGUAUGUUUCUCUGGCCAUCAGAAAAAGAGUCCAGGAGACGAGGUUCGGGAACGCCUUCACGGGCGAGGACGUGGAACUGGUGGUCAAUUACACAGCAAAGAAGUCCUUCAGUCGGCGAGCCAUCGAACUCACCCUAAGCAGCUUGGGAGUCAGCGAGGAGCUGCAGCGUAAGCUGGAAGAUGUUAUGAUUGACAGGAACCUUCUAAUUCUUGGAAAAAUUCUGGGUGAAGGAGAGUUUGGGUCUGUCAUGGAAGGAAGUCUUGGUCAGCAGGAUGGAACUUCCGAGAAAGUGGCCGUGAAGACCAUGAAACUGGACAACUUUUCCCAGCGAGAGAUCGAGGAGUUCCUCAGCGAGGCCGCAUGCAUGAAAGACUUCAGCCACCCCAACGUCAUCCGGCUCCUAGGUGUGUGUAUAGAAAUGGGCUCUCAAGGCACCCCGAAGCCCAUGGUGAUUUUACCCUUCAUGAAAUACGGGGACCUACAUACCUACUUACUCUAUUCCCGACUGGAGGCAGCAUCAAAGCACAUUCCCGUGCAGACACUGGUGAAGUUCAUGGUGGACAUUGCCCAGGGGAUGGAGUAUCUGAGCAACAGGAAUUUCCUCCAUCGAGACUUAGCUGCUCGAAACUGCAUGUUGCGAGAUGACAUGACUGUGUGUGUGGCGGACUUCGGCCUCUCUAAGAAGAUUUACAGCGGCGAUUACUACCGCCAAGGCCGCAUCGCGAAGAUGCCUGUGAAGUGGAUUGCCAUCGAGAGCCUUGCGGACCGAGUCUACACCAGUAAAAGUGACGUGUGGGCAUUUGGCGUGACCAUGUGGGAAAUUGCAACUCGGGGAAUGACGCCCUACCCCGGAGUCCAGAACCAUGAGAUGUACGACUAUCUCCUCCACGGCCACAGGCUGAAGCAGCCAGAGGACUGCCUGGACGAACUGUAUGAAAUAAUGCACUCCUGCUGGAGGGCUGAGCCCUUGGACCGACCCACCUUCUCCAUGUUGAGGCUGCAGCUAGAAAAGUUCUUGGAAAGUUUGCCGGAAGCGCAGGACAAAGCCGAGGUCGUCUACAUCAACACACCGUUUCCAGAGAGCUGCGAGGGCCUGGCAGAGGGCCCCCCACUCGCUCAGCUGGACAUGGACAUCGACCCCGACUCUAUCAUUGCUGCCUGCGCGAGCAGCGCUGCUGUCAGCGUGGUCACAGCCCAAGUCCAUGAGAAUGGACCUCUCGAGGGAAGGUACAUUCUAAAUGGGGGCAGUGAGAACUGGGAAGACGUGGCUCCCGCCACCGCCGCCGCAGCAGGGACAGCAGGAAAGAACGGUGUUUUACUGGAGGACAGGCCUGUGAGGAGCGGGGUCUCCUGGUCCCAGUCCAGCACGCUGCCCCUGGGGAGCCUGCCGCCAGAUGAACUUUUGUUCGCAGAUGACUCCUCGGAAGACUCGGCAGUCCUUGUGUGAGGAGAGCCGAGACAUUCCCAAACCAGGGAGAUAGACAGACCCCUCUGCCUUAGAGACCCAGGUACGCCCCAAGUUUCUGGUAUCCGUCUUCCUGCCACCGCCCGCAAGCACCAGAUGAAUGUUGUUCAGUACGUCAUUAAAAAUGCAUUAAUAUAUAUUUAUUUAAAUAGAAAAAUAUAUGUGUAUAUGGUGGAAAGAGACCUAGAUUUUAUAUUUUAAUAAAGAUGACUUAUUUUCUGUCACUUACCUUGCAGAUUUUAAAAUUUAAGCUUUAACAGCCUCAUCUCUACAGCUGCUCCUUGAUAACAUUUGCA